Molecule: messenger RNA, 7827 nt
Organism: Podarcis lilfordi (Lilford's wall lizard)
Lineage: Eukaryota; Metazoa; Chordata; Lepidosauria; Squamata; Lacertidae
Source: the annotation of a GenBank genome assembly
AUGAAAGAGAAGUCCAAAAAUGCGGCCCGGACUAGGCGGGAGAAAGAAAACAGCGAGUUUUACGAACUGGCCAAACUGCUGCCUUUGCCUUCCGCCAUCACCUCGCAGCUGGAUAAAGCCUCCAUCAUCAGGCUCACCACCAGCUACCUGAAGAUGCGGGUGGUUUUUCCCGAAGGUAGGUGCCCAUUGUCGCGGGAUUCAGCUACCCACCCCUAUUUCCUAAUCAGCGCGCGGGGGGGGGGGGAGGUCCUUGAUAGCCCAGGAGGCCCGCAGUACUGGCCUCUUCCUCCUCUCAUCUGGUCCAGUAGUUUAAGAGCGGACUAGGGGAGCCGUCGAGGAGGAGUCGCCUCGUGGCCCUGUUCCUCUGGCCUGUGUAGUUUUCGCACCAGACGGCUCUCUGGAGUGGUUCCCCACUCUCUUUCAAAAAUAAAUCUUUCUCUUCUCUCGCUCCCCCUCUCUCCCUCCCUGCCCAUAAACACUUUCCCCUUUGGUACAUAGGAUGUGUUUGGCUGGGAACCGCUGGCACCUUUGUCAACACGUCGAGGCUCAGAGCUCAGCUGCUUGUUCCAGUAAAACAAACAAUGCAUUUUCUCUCUCCGCCCCGCGUCUCCCUCCCGGCGAAGCCACGUGCGUUGCUCAAAAGGGCAAUUCUCUCAUAUUUAUUAUAGAUAAAUUGGGCAGGAGGGAGGAGAAGGUGGGGGAAAUGAAUUAAUACGAGGCUAAAUAUUUGCAUGGAUGGAUCGACAGCGCGCAGCCCCUGGGCUUCUGUGCCGAGCAAAAAAAGGGAGGCAGCCGCCGACAGAUGCGUCGCGUCGCGGUGGAGAAAGGUGCGGGGGCGGAGGAAGGAGCCGACGAAUUUAAAUGCCUCUUUUGAAUAUGCAUGAACGUGGCACAUCUGGAACUGAUGUCGAGGGUCCAGGUUUUUGAGAAGGCAUGAAUCAAGGCCGUCGGUGUAGUCAGCGAAAAACAAAAACAGUCUUUCCUGGUGUUAAAAGUUCUUCGUAAGAAGCAAGGCGGCGUUAACUGCCCGUUCUGGGUGAUUAGGAUGGGGGAAAUAGCUGGAGUGUUUUUCUGGAGUAGAGUGAUUAAAAAAAGGGGGGGGAGAACAGGAUUCCUUAAUAAUAAGGUAUGACAAACUUCAAACGGGGAGCGGGGGGAAAUCCAAAGAAAAGCCAGGAACAUCGGCCUCGAUCCCCUCUGGCAACGGCUUUUAAGAGGAAAUUCCCAUUGCCUAGCUGAAUGUUCGGCUUGCUUUUUUUUUUAAAGAUCAGACUGUUACGCCAGGAUCCUGUGUACUUUAAAAACGUCAGUAAGCCAAGGGCUUUUCUCCUGUGAAACCCGGAUCCCAAAUAUGUUGGGACUGAACUCGGAAGAGAAUCGUGGGACUUCCUUGCGUCGCUCCAAACUCUUCUUUGGAUUAAGGGCCCCUCGUGUUUUCUGCUGUCACCAAAUGAGACUUCCUUUCCCGUCUACAUGGAAUCGGGAUAUGAAUAUGAUCCCGAUUAAUCUAAAAUAUAUAUUUGGCGUUAUAAGAUCAGUGGCUAUUUUUAAAUCAGGCAAGGGGUUAGAAAAAUUCACUAAGGAUGAUACCAAUAUUUUGUAAAGAUAAACAGGAAACCAGGGGGUAUAGGAAAUGGGGGGGGGAAUGGAAUUUCUCCCGGCGGAGUUAACGAAAACAAAUCAUUAGGAUAGCUAUAGCCUUAAGAACAUAUGUAGUUUUAUUGGGGAAGUGAGGCGAUCGCAUCCACAGGAUAUUUCAGUUAUGAAAUCGAGGAGAACACAAGCGCAAGGUGUUUGUUUUUACAGAAAGUCAGCCCCGACCAAAUUCACUUGGAAAUAAGUUGAAGUGGAAUUUAUUUCCCAGAAAGUCUACAAUCAUACUUGCUCAGAAAACGUUCCUUUGAAAUUGAGGGGACUUCAAAAUAACUGGGCUUGUGACCCAGCUGUGCGUUCUGCAUAUUUUGCAACGUGCAGUUCAACUUAUUAAUAUGCAUCAGGCUGUUUUCGUAAAACAGGAUCCAACUUUCAUUCUUUUUAGCUUCCGAAAGCGGGGGAGUUAAACACAUGCUCAGAGGGCAGCAAAAGAAACCAGAGGGAUUUAAACACAAUUAACUUUGGCUGGAUCGCACCCAUACUUUGCAACACGUAACUUGCUGUUAUUUAUACAAGCAUUAGAUGAAAACAAGGCAGUUUGGGAUGUGAUGAUGAUUAUUAUUUUCCCUUUACCGUCCUGCACAUACCCAAGGCACCUCCAGAUUCCCCUUCUGCGCAUACAUAUUUUCGUUUGUUUGCAAGGAAGUUCCCUUGAUUUCAAGGUGGGCAUAUCCGGCUAGAGCCGGUAACUUCACCAGCAUACACAACAUGUGCCGCAUUCCUUUAUGCCGCGGUUGAUGGGAUUAAAGCGCGCUCAAUUUCGGCUGGAUAGUGCUCUGUGUUUGGGAAAGCAAUCCAGCCUAUGUGUGUGUUGUACACUGAGCCGCUGCUCCCAAAUAUCCGUGUUUAGGAGAAGGGUGCUAAUCACUCUUGGGGUGAGGGAGAGAAGAUGCAAAGGCGAUGAAGUCACCUUAUCAUUCCGGCGCACAGUUUUUGGAGACCUUUUAUGCGCACCCUCCCUUCCUAAUUUCCCCCUUUCGAAAAGGCGGCUCCUUUCGACUGUCCACGCGGAACUUGUGGAAGUAUUGGGCCCGUGGGGGGCCCUUGGGGUUCCUCCAAAGAUGAUUAGCCACGAUUUGUCCGCUUCCUCGGUCCCGGCGGGCUUCCUCCGGAGCGUGCUUUGCAGCAGCUCUGUGCAAUUACCGUCGCCUCCCUCGCGGGCUUGUGCGAUCAGAAGAAGCAUAUGGUGUUGCUUGUCGGCUGCGAGCAAUCAGAGGAGGCAAAGAAGGGCUGAUCCUCUGUCCCAGCUUCCCCCUGGCUUGUAAGCCGGCGAAUGUCUGGAAAGAGAAAGGAAAGGGGUGGGGGGAGAGGAGAGAGAGCGAAAGUCACCAGGGAAUUGAGGUGGUCAAGGGCAAAGCGAGCCAGAUCCGCUGCUGGGGUAAUGGCCCCCAGCGUCUGCCCCACUCGGAGGCAACGAGAGAAGUUUUGGGGGCUCGGACUUCCUUUAUCUCUGUUGUCUCUUUCUCUUUUGCUUCUUUUUCUUGUUUUCUAUCUUAGGCAGCUGUGAUAUUCUUGUAUCGUAUGGGGAAAUCUCAAUAAAAAUCUUACUGAAAGGUGUUCAGCUCCAGCUACGGAUGGCUAAGGUUGGCCUGGAUUUUGGCUCCGGUGCUUGCCCGAAGUGGGCUCCCUCCACAUUUUUUUUAAAAUUUUUUAAUUAUUAAGGUCGAUCUUAAACGUGCUGGGCACCGCGCGACACCCAGGAGCUUCCAAGCCCAUUGCAGUCACUAGACAGCAAGCCUAAAUCCAGCGAUUAGGAAAUAAAUCCCACCUCAGGCAAGGGGAAUUUAACUUCUUCCUGAGCACGCACCCGCUUCUCUCUCCCUCAUUCUCUCUCUUUCUCCCCACCCCCACCUCAACCAUCCUCUUUAUAUGGGUGGGCUAAGGUAGGGAAGGGUUAUGGGGAAGGCGUCUUAUGCGAUGGCUUGCGUUUUGGUUAAAAUCACUGCAUAUCUUGAUUUUGGGAAAGGGGCGCAGAGAGAAUUAGCCUGCAAGAGCUAAUUGGGCUUCGGACUCGGCUGAGGGUCUUCCUUACUUCUUCCAAGCACGUUGGUAGGGAUCGGGGCCUACAGGCCUGAGCCUAGCCGCCUAGAUGAAGCCCCAUCGAUUUCAGUGGCGCCAAGCAGGGUCUCGGGCACAGCUGCCUUGCGGAAUGGUUGUAUCCAUGUGGAAGGAGUCCCAGGAUCUAUCUGUGUGUGGUCCGGACUGAGCAUGUUCAGGAUUGCCACUUGAAGGAAGGCGAGGAAGGAGAACAGCAGUGGGGUGAGGAAAGCGAGCUUUAGAAGCAGACGCAGAAACAAACCAGCGGCGUCCAAACCAUUAUUGUUACUAUGGCAAGGCAGGGAUGGGGGAAUCAGAUCCUAAAUGACAACUCCCAUCACCUCUGGCUAUUGGACGUUGGGCUGAUGGGAGCUGGAGUCUAGCAGCCGUUGGAGGGCCACGGGCUCACCGCCCCCCUCCCCCGUUUUAUCAAGCCAUCUCUUUCCUCUGAAGUACACGUGGCACCAUCAAGAACCCAUCAACUGUGCUGGGCCUCUGACCUAAAGCGGCCUGGCAAACUUAGCCCGGCUGAACAACGUAGGACUAGAUUCCCCAGGUCUAAGGGCGCUCUCUCUCCCUCUCCCAGUACGUCUUGGGAUCGAAGCCUUAGCACAUCAAAGGCCAGCAGGUUCACUUAAAAGCGGAGCUACUGCUGGUUUCUGGAUUUUGACUUGUUUUUCUUGGCUGGUUCUUGAAGACAGGCAAAUACAUCGCCUCUCUCCCGAAUUUUUCACAGGGCCUAAAAUGCUCAGCGGAAUAGGGUGGGAUUUGCUUAGGAUCCGGGUCUGGGCGUGUUGUGAGAAUGGACGCGCCGUGGCACGCAAUCGCAGACAGUAGUAGGUGAUUAAUUUAUUUUUGCACCAAUUCUCUUUUUGGGGGGUGGGGGUGGGAAUGACGCUUUCUGCCUUUUCCUGAGCUCUCCAGAUGUUGCGUUAAGGCAAGGAAGGGAAAUGCCAGACCUCGCUAAACCUACCGCAUCUCUCUCCUUCCGAGUCCCCAGAGAUCUUAAGUGAAUUCGUAUUCACGCCGGUUUGGAGGGCAAAGGUCAAAUUCAGGACUCCGUUUCGCCUUCCUGUGUUUAUGAACGAGCUCUGGCCUUGAUCCUUUUACAAAUAAAUGGGAGAGGGGGGACAUCCCUCCUCCUCUUCUCAUCCCCUCCUCUCCUCCAAGGACAAAAGCACAUUUAAAGGUGAGAAGCCGGCUAACUUCCUCCCCAGAAACAAGCAGUGACGGAGCGAGUGACGGAGCCAAACGAGAGAAUGACGCCAUGGCGAAGCCUUGCUAGGCUUUCUACGUCAGCGCCCAGUUCGGGGACCGUCUGUUAGGGAUCGAAGGACUCUUGGCUGAGCCAAAUCAGGCCAAGUAGCUGAACGACAGAACCAUUUUUAAAGGAACCCUGCUGUAAGGGUUGCAUUAUUCGCAGAAUGAAAUGCUGCAGAAGACCAUCAAGCCUGUCUUGCUUCCAUGCCCCAUCUGUUGUAGAGAGCUGUUGUUGCGGUUGUUGUUUCCCCAAACAUUACUAAAGUUUGGUAAAAUAUUUUAAGGAGAGAAACACAGCUCAGCGAUUUUGGAGCAUGCCACGCGUCUUUUCGUCUCUCUUGUCUAAAAUAUUUCCUAAGCAGCGUUUGCAUUCAGAUGCUUGAGGGCCACCAGUUAUUACGUAGCUGUUGCUUUACACCUGUGCAAGAUUAGAUCGAAGGGCCCAGGUCCUCCAGAUAGGGAAGGGUUUAUAAACCAUAGCGGAUAGAUUUCUAGAAACGUUUUAACCGAUGCCCAAACCAGGGAGUGGUCUUCGUUGCUUUAAACACGGGGGGAUGAGGUGUCUUCAGAAGCAAGUUCCACUGAAGCCAUGGGGGCUGUCCCUCAGUGAAGUUUUGGUAAUUUAAAUAGGAUAUUAACUAUAGACCCGAUUAAAUUGGUUUGUGGAAAGCAUGAAAUAGCUGCCCAAGUACAUAAAACGGCUAUUUUGACUGGCGAGUCCGAGGGGCAGGUAGACAGAGGGGUCGAGAGGAGGGUUCACGCAGGCAACGCCGAGAGGUCUGCGGAACGAAUAUUAGAGCUAACCUUGAAACACAAAGUGCGGGUUUUCGCCUGCCGGUUGGUUGCGAUGGAAAGGUUCGUUGGUUGUCGGUAUUUUUGUGUGUGCGCGCUUGAUAUUUCUCUCGCUUAUUUCGUAAUUAUUUUUUUUAUGUUCCAGUAGGAGUCUUGCUUAAAAAUUGCAACUGAAACUGUGAGGCGUUUGAUUCGUUUUUCCCUUCACCUGUCUUUUAAGAGGAGAGAACUCAGGUACAUGGGAACAAAAAUUAAAAAAAUAAAAAAAUUCCUUCCAAUAGCACCUUAGAGACCAACUAAGUUAUUGGUAUAAGCUUUCGUGUGCAUGCACACUUCUUCAGAUACGAACGAAAGCUGUUUAGGUGUGCGGAAUGGGCGGGUGUGGACUGGACGGAGCUGGAUUGCAUCGUUCUCUGAAAAGGGCUACAAGAAUUAGACCUCUAGGAAGGAGAAUAGCGGUCCAAAAGUCCAGAGUUUUUGCCUCCAAGUAUUCAUUUCUUCUCUAGAACAAUCGUUUGUUGCUGUUGUUUUCAAAAAGAGCUGUAAGGUUAACGACAGCAAGAGUGAGAUAGGCAAUCCUUCCCGCAGGCCUUAAAUCGAAAAAGGGCUUGCUACCUUCGUUGCUGUACUUCCUUUGCGGUGUUUCAAAAGUAAAAGUGCAAGUUAAAACAGGAACAACGCGUGGAGGGAAUUUCCGCGCGGUUCUCACGACGAUUAUAAUUAUGAAAAUGUUCAUUGAUUUCAACUCACCCGGUGUUCUCCUAUUUUUCCGAUUGUUUGAGAUAUAUAUGUGGGGUUUGUGUGUUUGUGUGUGUGUGUGCAUUGUGCGUGCGUGGGUGUAUCUAUGUGUACGUUAUGCACUACGUGACCAGAAACACACACACACCCUCCUUCUGAAAUCAUCCCAUCUCCAUUGGGGUGGGCCGACUGGCGGAUUAAACAGGCGCUUGACAUCAUUUUUUGAUAGUAAAAAUAAGGAAAUGCGAGGAUUUUGAAAACAUAUAUACUGUCAAUCUAUCACUAGUUGGAUUCUGGACGCUGCGAUCAGGCGGCAAUCCUAUAUCCACUUACCAAGCAGUAAGCCCCAUUAAACUGAAUGGGACAUGCGUUUUGAACAGGCACCGGCAGCUUCUUGCCGCUCCGCUUAAAGGUACCCCUGCCCAUACGGGCCAGUCGUGUCCGACUCUGGGGUUGCGCGCCCAUCUCACUCAAGAGGCCGGGGGCCAGCGCUGUCCGGAGACACUUCCGGGUCACGUGGCCAGGGUGACAUCGCUGCUCUGGCGAGCCAGAGCCGCACACGAAAACGCCGUUUACCUUCCCGCUAGUAAGCGGUCCCUAUUUAUCUACUUGCACCCGGGGGUGCUUUCGAACUGCUAGGUUGGCAGGCGCUGGGACCGAGCAACGGGCGCGCACCCCGCCGCGGGGAUUCGAACCGCCGACCUUUCGAUCGGCAAGCCCUAGGCGCUGAGGCUUUUACCCACAGCACCACCCGCGUCCCCCGCCGCUCAGCUUAGGGUUACUCAAAAUCGCUUAGCAAUGCAGCUCGACAGUUCUACACUCCAUAAUUUUGCAGCUACUAUUUUGUUAAAUAAAUAAAUGCGUUUAGCGUUUCAGUAUUGAAAUCCAUUGCCUUGUUUUAGUUGGGAGGCGGUAUUUAAAACAAAAACAACAAAGGGGAGAAAAGGAAGAAAAAACAACAACCCCCUUUCCCACGUGGAUCGGUGAUUUAAUGCUGUUUUUCUUGCUGCUGAGGGAAAUGAUUGAGCAUUGGGUUUCAGUGUUUAUUUUCUUACAGACGUUUUUCUCAUUUAAAAGCCUUUAAGCUGCCUCCCUUUGUUUGAUUCCAGUUUUGAUGUGGACUUGAAAUGUGAAGUGCAGAACGAAAGCCCCGGCAUAACUGCUCCAAAAGCAGAUUUAUGGCUGAGAAAAGCAGAGGUCAGGCUGAUUGGCAAAAACCGUAAUUUCUUCGCGGAAAGCCGCCUCGAUCGCCAGAAUAAAAAAAUGAUGAUGGUGGUGGUGGUAAUGGUAUUAAUUAAUAAGAUGUUUGCAGAUAUUUUCAUCAGUCGUGAGGUUAGUAGGUGGUGA